Molecule: messenger RNA, 1526 nt
Organism: Sinocyclocheilus rhinocerous
Lineage: Eukaryota; Metazoa; Chordata; Actinopteri; Cypriniformes; Cyprinidae
Product: cell adhesion molecule 2-like
Exons: 5
Coding region: 117-806 (229 amino acids)
Biological process (GO): cell adhesion
Molecular function (GO): integrin binding
Source: RefSeq, a predicted model, not a curated record
GUGUGCUCAAAGCACAGCUAUUCAGUCACAGACUGAACAGUCAGAGUUUCUGUCAGAGAGUUGGGCCUUAUUUCCAACAUUUUCUGUUCAAUUGCUUUUCCUUGAGCACUCUGAAUAUGCUUCAACUUUUCUUUGGAUUUGUUUAUCUCUCGGCAGUUUCACAGCUUGUGAGUCUCACAGGUGCACAAGCUGAAUGUCCUGUUCAGCUCAACCCACAGAGAGUUGUUGUGAGAUACGGCGGUUCUGUUGCAGCUAACUGUAACACUUCAGUCCUGCAUAAAGGGAUGGGAUGGGAAGCCAGUCAGGGAGGAGUGCCCAUGACCAAAAACCAGAGUCUGAUCACAUGGAGAUUAAAGACGAUAAGUUACACACUCCUGAUCCGUCCAGACAGAGCUGAUGAUGGAGCUCAAUACAGGUGUGAAGCAGAGCUGGAUCUGGGAGCAGAAGGACCUCAACCUCAUCCUACAAUUUCAUCAAAACCUCUUAAUGUCGAAGUAUACUAUAAACCACAACACUCCAGUUCAACAGAGACCAUCAUUAAAGACGAUAAGGUCAUGCUAGAUUGUACAGUGAAGGCAAACCCGGCUCCUACGUACACAUGGCGCUCAGAUCAUCUGGAAGAGAAGAUCAGCUCCUCAGAGCUCAAGUCCUCAGCACUCAGUCCAGGAAACUACACGUGCACCGCCACAAACGCUCUGGGAAGAGACAGCAAAGUGUUCAUCGUCAAAUCUACAGGUAUUCGUCCCACAUUCUGGACUGUUCUUACUUUUUUCCAGUUGUCGGUUGCAUUGAUUAUUAUCAUUUAAUUAAUAGUCACACAACAGAGUUAAUUAGUCACAGUAUUGUAUUUUCUUUCUUUCUACUCUGCUGGGAAUUCAUAAAAAUGUGUUGACUUGUAGUGGUUCAUCAGCCAUGCAUAUGAAGUCAGUGGGAACCACUACAACACAUCACUUUUAUUUAUAAAUAAAUUCCUGCCUUUAGAUGUUAGCAUGAAAUUAACAUAUGACAAUAACUGGAAAGUGUAUUUUCACGAAUGUUCAUUUGGAUUUUUUACUUCUUUUUUUACUGUUCUCCUAAGCUUUUCCUCACUGCUGUAUGACAAAUUCAUUUUACAGAACAAACAUUCCAUUUUGUCUCUUAAUUAAUAUGAGGGUAUAUAAAGUUGCAAGUUUGAAAACAUUACAAUAUUGCAUUAGUAAUAUAGUAUAUGGUCUGCCACCCUGUAACACGGCAUUUAGAAAGAAUUUAGCAUAUAUGUAUAUUCAUUGCACUGUGUAUUCAUUGCACAGAGCAGCUUUUAAAAUUCUUCUGUAAUCAGUGUGAAUGUGAGCUGAGCACAAGAUGAGCACUCAGACUGCACAGGGCGUCAACUACCAAGAGGGACAUCUCAUUUCCCUCGGCCCCCACCUCCAAAAGCUCCCCCCCCCAUGUACAUCCUUUUGGCUAGCGGAUGCCCUUCAGGAUGUUUUGCAAAACACAAGAAAAUUUAUUUUGAGUGGUUGAACAGCAGCAAAAUAAAUGUUGAC